Pisolithus orientalis is the source of this 3234-nucleotide messenger RNA. RefSeq names its product ubiquitin activating enzyme. Gene Ontology annotation, biological process: protein sumoylation. Gene Ontology annotation, molecular function: SUMO activating enzyme activity. The transcript is spliced from 16 exons. Lineage: Eukaryota; Fungi; Basidiomycota; Agaricomycetes; Boletales; Pisolithaceae. Bases 167 to 3184 code for a protein of 1005 amino acids. Gene Ontology annotation, cellular component: cytoplasm; SUMO activating enzyme complex. The record is from RefSeq and is a predicted model, not a curated record.
CGAUGUGACACUGGUGUACAUCCAGUGGCUGAUAUCUUGAACCUUUCCGAAUUCCACCACUUCCCAACCUCCUGUUCGCAUCAACGAUGUCAGAUACAGCUAAUCCUGCGACAAAGAUGGAUAUCGACGAGGCUGAGAUCGACGAGGGUCUCUACUCUCGUCAACUAUGAAGAAGAUGGCAGCGUCCAACGUACUGAUUGUUGGCCUCAACGGGUUAGGCGCUGAGAUAGCAAAAAAUGUUUGCUUAGCAGGUGUUAAGUCUGUCACGCUAUAUGACCCUGAGCCAGUGACUUUGCAAGACUUGAGUUCGCAGUACCUCCUUCGAGAGGAGGAUAUCGGAAAGCCGCGCGCAGCAGCUACGCUACCCCGCCUAUCGGAACUCAAUGCAUACGUUCCUGUGCGUAAUCUCGGCGGCCGAAGUGGUCAAGAAAUAUCUGUGGACAUGAUUCGACCAUUCCAAGUAGUCGUACUCUGCAAUGCUUCGUAUGAGAAGCAACUCGAGAUCAACGACUGGACUCAUCCAAACGGCGUACACUUUAUCUCGGCUGAAGCUCGAGAUCCUGUCUUUAAUGACUUUGGUCCCAAAUUUACGUGUGUGGAUACCACUGGCGAGCAAGCGUUGACGGGUAUGAUCGUCUCUGUCGAUAAAGACAAGGAAGGGCUUGUGACUUGUCUCGAUGAGGCACGGCACGGUCUAGAGGAUGGUGACUUCGUGACAUUCACCGAAGUGCAAGGCAUGGAAGAAUUGAAUGGAUGCAAACCGCGGAAGAUCUCAGUGAAGGGCCCUUAUACAUUUACGAUCGGGGAUACCUCUGGUUUCGGUGACUACACUCGAGGCGGUAUAUUCCACCAGGUCAAGAUGCCUAAAAUCAUCGAAUUCAAAUCAUUACGGGAAUCAUUGAAGUCGCCUGAGUUUUUCAUCACUGAUUUUGCUAAAUUCGAUCACCCCGCUACCCUCCACGCUGGCUUCCAGGCACUCUCGCAAUUUAGGAAACAACAUCAGCGUCUUCCUCGUGCACGGAAUGCGGAAGACGCAGCGGCUCUCGUUUCGCUGGCUAAGAAGAUAGAUGCGGAUGCUGACGAAAAGGUACUCACAGAAUUAGCGUAUCAAGCUACAGGAGACCUUUCCCCUAUUACUGCCGUCAUUGGUGGCUUCGUGGCCCAGGAGGUUCUGAAAGCUUGUUCAGCCAAGUUCCAUCCGAUGGUUCAGCAUAUGUACUUCGAUUCACUGGAAUCACUUCCCUCGACGCUUCCGACGGAGGAGGACUGCAAGCCAAUCGGAAGUCGACAUGAUGGCCAAAUUGCAGUUUUUGGGAAGCAAUUCCAAGAGAAGAUUGCCAGCCAUCGGCAGUUCCUUGUAGGCGCUGGGGCUAUUGGAUGUGAGAUGCUCAAGAAUUGGAGUAUGAUGGGUCUUGCCACUGGACCUGAUGCCAAGAUCCAAGUCACUGAUCUUGACACCAUCGAAAAGAGUAAUUUGAACAGGCAAUUCCUUUUCCGCCCGAAGGACCUUGGCAAGUUCAAGUCAGAAGUGGCUGGAGCCGCAGUUUCGGAGAUGAAUCCCGCACUUAAAGGCCACAUCAUCUGCAAGCAAGAACCAGUUGGACAGUCGACAGAAAACGUUUUCAACGAUGACUUCUUUGCUGCACUUGAUGGUGUGACCAAUGCUUUGGACAACGUUGCCGCACGCCAAUAUAUGGACCAGCGUUGUAUUUUGUACGAGAAACCUCUACUGGAAUCCGGGACCAUGGGCACAAAAGGGAACGUUCAAGUUGUCAUACCUCAUCUCACGGAGUCGUAUUCGUCCUCACAGGAUCCCCCAGAGAAGCAGACGCUUUCUUGUACUGUCAAAAACUUCCCCAACGCUAUUACGCAUACCAUCGAGUGGGCUAGACAAGAGUUCGACGCAAUGUUCGUGAAGCCUAUAGAAUCUGUCAACCAAUACCUCUCAGAGCCUAACUACCUGGAGAACUCUCUCAAGUAUUCUGGUCAGCAACGUGAACUCGUGGAGCAAAUCGUGUCGUAUCUUGUUACCAGCAGGCCCCUGACCUUCGAAGAGUGUAUUGUCUGGGCUCGCCUUCAGUUCGAGGAGAAGUUCAACAACGCCAUUCGACAACUUCUCCAUAGUUUGCCAAAGGAUCACCUAACAACCACAGGGCAACCAUUCUGGAGUGGCCCUAAGCGCGCACCAGAUCCAUUGGCUUUCAACUCGUCAGAUCCCACUCAUUUGGGUUUCAUCAUUGCUGCGGCCAACCUUCACGCCUAUAACUAUGGCCUCCGAGGCGAAACCGAUCCAAACGCUUUCAAGAAGGUGGCAGAUUCUGUUAUUGUACCCGAGUUCACACCCAGAAGUGGCGUGAAAAUACAAAUCACUGAGAAUGACCCUGUCGAUCAAGCCGCGUCUGACUCGAACGACUCGAACGACCUUGUUAAAAAAUUACCACCUCCGUCUUCUCUUGCUGGUUUCCGCCUUACGCCAGUUGAAUUUGAGAAAGACGAUGAUACGAACCACCACAUAGACUUUAUCACAGCAGCAUCAAACUUGCGUGCUUUGAACUACAAAAUUCCUGUUGCCGAUCGUCACUCGACGAAACAGAUUGCGGGCAAGAUUAUUCCUGCCAUAGCCACCACCACCACUCUGGUUGUGGGCUUGGUUUGCCUGGAACUCUACAAAAUAAUCGAUGGCAAGAGGAAACUCGAGGAGUACAAGAACGGCUUUGUCAACUUGGCUCUCCCGUUCUUCGGAUUUUCUGAGCCGAUUGCAGCGGCCAAGAACAAGUUCGGUAAUACUGAGUGGACGCUGUGGGAUCGUAUCGAGUUCAACAACGAUCCCACCCUUAAGGAGUUCAUCCAGUGGUUCAGGUCUACCCAUGAGCUUGAUGUUACUAUGGUCAGCCAAGGCGUCAGUAUGUUGUGGAGUUCAUUCACGGACAAGAAGAAGAGUGCGGAGAGACUGCCUAUGAAGUUCAGUAAGCUGGUCGAACAUGUCAGCAAGAGGCCAAUUCCUCCUCACACGAAACAUCUUCUUGUGGAAGUUAUGUUGAUGGACGAAGAAGGGGAGGAUGUCGAGGUAUGUCGCAGCCUGCGUAGAAGGAGGCCGUUCCUUUCAUCUUGGUUCGCAUUUGAAACCGAAGAAUGUAUCGAGAGAAGCACGAGGACGCUAAUCCUGUAUAGUACCGGAGAAUAGAACAAGUGUAGCCAUUUGUUUACUAUCGUCUCAAACAUGAGAAAUCACAA